Maniola jurtina (meadow brown) is the source of this 8176-nucleotide messenger RNA. RefSeq names its product telomere-associated protein RIF1 (gene Rif1). The transcript is spliced from 12 exons. The record is from RefSeq and is a predicted model, not a curated record. Gene Ontology annotation, biological process: telomere maintenance. The coding region runs from base 144 to 6551 and encodes 2135 amino acids. NCBI's taxonomy places the organism in Eukaryota, Metazoa, Arthropoda, Insecta, Lepidoptera, Nymphalidae. Gene Ontology annotation, cellular component: nucleus.
AUGUCAAUUGUCAAAUGUCAAUAAUUUAUGUGAGAUAAAUUUUUAUUUGUUUGAUUUGCGACAAAAAUAAUUAAAAAAGAGAACCUUUUAUGAUUCUAAGGUGGUUUGGUUCAUUUUUCGAAAGAAGGUUUGAUAUUUAAGUCAUGCCUGAGGAUUGUACAACAGAGAGUGAACUUGAGCAGGUGCUAGACGAUUUGGAGGACUACAGCCUCAACGCUCGCAAUUAUCAGACUUUACUGGACACAUUGAAUUCAGUGGACCAUAUCACAGCAUCAACAGCAGAAAAACUACUAUUACUAUGCUUUAGAGACAGGAUAGAAGACUGGAAAUAUACCACACAUGUCCUAAACAUAGUAAAAACUCUAUUGAAAAAAAUCAAAGAUGGACUUUGCACACCACUACCAAAUCUUGUACCUUCAGCAUUAGCAAUACUAAAUGUGCUUAACACGGCAGCACAAUUCAAACUUGAAGCACUGAAGACAAUGUGCUUUGAGAUUUUAUUAUCUUACCCUGAUGAAGCUAUUAUCGGUCUAUGCAUUAGCCAUUCUCAUGAAAUAUUUAAGCUUAUCAAUCUAUAUUGUCAGCGCGAUGAUUUAAUACCUGCUGAACUCAGAAUACAGCCAAUACACAUUGUAGCAAGACUUCUCCGAAUAUUGCCACCUGAUACAAAGGAAACAUUCGUAAAAGAUGGAAUUAAUAUUUGGUUCACACGAGUUAUACCACUUGUGGUUGGAGAGUCAGUUACUAAUACUAGUGACACAGUGCUGAAUUUAUUGGAGGCAUUAGAACUGUUGACUGAUGAACUUGUUAAAUUUGAAUAUGCGAAGAAUUCAAGUUGGCUAGAGAUUUUAGUAAAUAUUCAUACACCAACAAGGUAUCCAGCAUUAGUGAAAAGCCUUUUAGAAAAUCGCAGUAACUAUUGGCAUAGACUAUGGAUUGUUUUCAUCAAAUUAUUAAAAAGUCAAAUAACAAAAUGUAAUAAUACAACUGCGAGUCCAAUUAAUACAUUGCUCCCUUGUGUAGAGACAGCUUUUAAAUUGGAUGUUAAAAACCGAUGUAGAGCUUUUCUUUGCUGGAAUGCUUUAAUAGACAACUUCUCAAAAGAGCCAAGUGAAGCGCUCUUGAACAAAAGGUUGAAACUAUUAAUGGUACCUCUUACAGCAAAUAAUGCAAAGGUAGAAGAAACAGCUUUAGCCAAAUUGAAAACAUGGUGGUAUUUGAUUACCAGUUUUGAAGCAAAGCUAGAUAAAUUCUUAGAAAUAGUUGUGAUACCGUUCUUGACAUUCUGUUUUGGUAAACCAGGAGGUCAUCUGCUAGUACCAGGAAAGAUUUCUGCUAAAACAAAAGUUAUGUGUGUACAAGCAUUUAUCAAUGUAAUUGGACAUUCUCAAUGCGAAGGAUGCGUGGCUAUGCCUAGAUUGAAGGUGAAGUUGUUGAAUACAAAGCUACUGGUAAAUCAUUAUAAAGACUGGAUUCAUUCCAUCAGCAGUGCUAUAAGGAUAUGCGUGGAGCAAAGUGGUGAUUUUACUGAGCAACACAUCAAGUGUAUUUGGAAGUCUUUUAUUAUGACAAUCGGCGAAUUGCCAGAGAACAAUAUUAGACGAGAUCUUUUUAACGAGGCAUUAAUAUUGUUGGAUGGAUUGACACAGGACUGUGACAAUCGGCUGAUGGGGGCUAUAGUGAAUGUAUUAAUACCAACAUUGUUCGACAGGGAUGAGGAAAUUCAGCCAUUGUUGAAGUCAAAUGAUGAACAAAACGCACCAGUUCACAAAAUUUUUGCAGUACUCAAUAAACUGCCACUUGACAGCUUAGAAGAUAGGGUAACUGCGCUAGAAAGUAUCAAAUUGAUGGUAGACUAUGCUGUUAAGACAUCAAGCAACACAGUGGAAUUGUUGUUGAUGACGUUGACGUCAAACGGCGUGUUGCUGUGGACGGCGCUGGCUGAGGCCAUCGGUUGGCGUGUGUACAGCGCGUGUCCGCGCCUGCUCGCUAAGAUGUUCCUGUGGCCGUUCAACUUUAUGAACAAUUUUGCUAACAAAGUAGAAUCGACGUCAGCUUGGCUCAACCUAUACAAAACCAUAAGUUCGAAUAAACAAAUAAAAUCAAUUAAUAAAGACAUUAUCAAAGCAUUAAUGACCCAUGGUGUUAAACAUUCAUCUUGUGUGUUCGUUUUGAACGCUACAAUUGCUGUGCUGGAGAACAAACUACUGCAAGGAGAUACUGAUUUCGAUAAAGAGGUGGAGUUGAUUCUUCAACUGACCAGUGAAGUUAAUGAAACACAAAUAAAAUUAAUACUUCCAUCGCUUUCUGGUAUUAUAGUUCAUACACUAACUGCUUUGAUUAAAAACAUAAAUGUACCUGUAGCAGAAACUGUAAUGUUUAUUAUUAACAACAUAUUGAAAAUAUGUAAAGUGGUAUUUCAAGAACAACCUGAAAAUGAAAGUGAUCUCCUUAAAGAUAUCAAUAAUAUCUUCAAUUCAUUAGAAUCCUUCUUCAAGUUGGAUUUGUACUCUAGACUAAAAAUUUAUUUAGCGGAUCAAUUAAAAGAGUGUGCACCAUAUCUUAAAAAUGACAAAUUAUUACAUAGCCACAUUCUCGCCAUUUAUAAGACAUCUGUAAAUAAAAAUCUUGCUUACAAUACUGUGGAGGAAGUUGUCCAAGCAUUUGAAAUUAAUGAAGUGCCUAAUUUAGAAAGUCUAACCCCUAAACAAAAUGAAGAUUCAAAAAAAUUUCCUACCCCAAGUGGUAAGGCUGUAAAGAAAUCCAAAAAGGAAGCUAGUAUAACAAGUACUGUUAUAGAAAAUGGAGAAGAGUAUGUUGUUGUCAAAUCAAACUGGAAAUUUAACCCUAGAAAAUUAACAGAGAAUCAGAAAGAAAAGCUGCAAAGAAAGAGAGAAGAUAUACCAGCCAUGUAUCAGGAUCUGUCUCAGUCACAAGAUGAGUUUAAGCUAACAACUUGGAAAACAGAUUCACAAGACACAAGUACCACAUCGAGUAAAUCAGCAAAUGAAGAUGUUUCUGUGAUACUUAAAAAUAUACCUAACUUUUUUCCAAAAAUAACAGAAAAUGUCUCCUCCAAACCUGUAACAGAUGUAACACAAAACACAGAACCUAGUAAAGAAAAAUUUAACAUUAAUAAUGACAAAUCUGAAAAUGAUAAGAUAAAUAAUGUCCAAAGUACUGUUAAGGAUGUUAAAUCUCCGCGUAUGGCAUUGAAAGAUCGUGUUUUACGUAAUGUGCGGAAUUUGACAGAAAGGUCUAAUUUAGAUCAAGAAUGUACAGAUGUUACAGUAAAUAUUUUGAAAACUCCUAUAGUUUCAAAAGUCAAGCCUUUAAGUAACUCAAUAAUCUCUACUCCUUCGCAAAUUAAUCCAGAAAGACCAUCACGAGUGAAAAGAAAACCUAAAAAGUUUGACGAUGUAGAAUUACUCUCACUGACAAAAAAACGGCAUUCAUUAAAUAGCAGCGAUUCACAAACCGAUAUCGAAAUAACUGAAAAUCAAAUUAAUACUAAAAUGGACACUGUGAAAGACGACAAGACAGUUGAUUAUAAAGCAAAAGAUGAUAAAGAUAAAAAAGAUGAUGACAAUGAUAAAGCAAAAGAUGUGGACAAUACUAUUGAAAACUCUGCAGUGGUUAAAAGUGAUAUAAAUGCAGUAGAACGUCAUGAAAAUGAUGAAUUAGGAGGAAAAGUAACAAUGACCAAUUGUUUUGUAGUAACAGAAAAUUUAAAUCUUACAAAUGAUGCUAUAAAAAAAUGCUCUAAAAAAGAUGAAAGUAAAAGUAAUGCCCUACCUGCAACUAUGUAUUUCAAAAAGAAAGAAACAAUAGAAGAGAAACCAUGCCCUUAUAAAACUGAUAAUAGCAAGGUAUAUAUAUCAAGUGAUAAAAUAGAAACAGUAAAGGAAAAAGCUGAAGAAAAGACAUGUUCUGAUGAUAACACUGUUGCUGUCUCUACGCCUAAAGUAACAGAUAAAGUGAUAGAAAAGCAGGCAUGUUCAAGUAAAAAGUCAAACAGGAAGAAAUCGCGUAUAGAAAGUCAACUGGCAAUCGACAUGGUCGAAGGGCAUCCGUUUUUGAAAGUUCAGUCUGAAAAACGAUCAACGAGAAAACCCGUCUUAAACUCUCCACUUAAACGAAAACGUCUGUCGUUUGAUCCGGAUAGUAAUAAGUUUAAAAGAAAAGGUACACGCAAAGCGGAAAAUAAAACAAAAGAAAAAUCUAUUUCCAUUAAGGAUACUCCGAACUCUGAAGACAUUUGCGCAUCACAGGAUUUUAUUGAAAGUUCCCAGGAUUCAGCUGUGACUACGAUAUCUGUGAAAUCUUCAAAACCUCUUGAAAUUAAAAAAGCCGUUGUCGUAUUAGAACCCAUACAACAUGCAGAAGGCUCAGCUGAAACAGAUACACAAAAUUUGAUAGAUGAUCAAAUCAGCAUAGAUCUAACAAAUAUGGAAAAUAACAGUGAUAUUGAAUUGCCUUGCAACAAGACCAAUUUAAUCAAUCUAACAGAGGAAAUGGACACUCAACCAAUAGAUUAUAAUGCAGUGGAUGUUUUUAGUGAAAACAAAGAUCCUCCAAUUCUUGUAAUUUCUGAGGUCGUUAUAGAACCAUAUACACAAAAUACGGCUGAUGCCGAUACGGAACCAGUGGACCCCAACAUGUUCUUAGAAACAUAUACUGUAAAAACAGGCACAUUUGAUUCAGAUCAGAACACACAAAUCACAGACAUUCCUGAAUCUAACAAAAUAAAUAGUGAAAGUGCAGAAAUAAUUGUAAUAGAGGACAAUGAGACUAAUGCAUCCCUAAUGACAACUGCUGAAGAUGUAACAAAAACUUUGUCCGAGUCAAUAUUAAUAGAAGUAGAAAAAGAGGAUUCGAACACAGCGUGUAAUAAUGAGCAAAGAAAAAAAGACUUUCUGAAUAACACAUUACAAAUAUCGCCUAUAAAAUCAAUGAGCCCGGUUCGAGAUGAGAAAUCUCCAUCGCCCGAAACGAGUACCGAUUACGUAGUGAUAAAUCUGACAUCACCUGUACAAAGUAAUGGACAACCGUUUGAAAUUUGUGAAUCUCCAGAAAUAUUUACGGAAGACAAAGUGUCGCCUGAUAAGCGAGACCAAUCUCCGCCGCGAGAGGAAGUCAGUGUCAAAAGUGGAAGUCCCAGUUCGUCUUUGUCUUUAAAGAAAAAUAGACCCCAGAUGCGUUCCGGCGGCAGGGCUGCCCAAAUGCUAGGACUGUGCGUCCCAGAUAGAUUACAACCAAUCAUGGCUUCCGAAAAACAUACAGACCCCGAAGAGGCUAAACGAAGUCCAUCUUUGAAUACAUCCGCGAAACGUAAUUUGAGAAUUCUUUAUAAUAGUUCUGUUUCUAAUAGUGAAAAUAUUAACACUUCCGAUGAUACCGAGGACAGCGAAAGUUUCCUCAAAUUCAAAAGAACUUUGCCCACUACUGAUUGCAGUCCUUCCGGGCCAAUUUUGAAGAGGAAGUUAAUCGACAUUACAGACGAAACCACCGCAUCACCGGCGAGUAAAAGAAAACGUGUGAGCUUCCACGACCCACCGGUAUCUACGACUAUUUGCGUUAAAAAGUAUAUUGAACCUAUCAGUAUUCGGUCUCCACAAAAUUCUGCAACUAAACGCCUAGAGAGGCAGACGCGAGCACAAACAGCUGCCAAAUCACCCAGAAGAUUAGAAAACGCAUUCAAAUUAGAUUGCGUAUUAACUAAAGCGGUAGAGAGUUUUACCGGGGCUCCCGAGACUAUGACCGAAGACACGGAAAUGAGCUCUCUAGAUGAAACGCCUGUACUUGAAAUAAUAAAAACCAGUGAUUUGAAUGAUACGGAUCCAAUUUGUAAAGAACUAGAGGAUUGUGAAGAUCUUAUAGAUAAUAUAGCUGCGGAGUUAUCGUCGCCCGCGAUGAAAGCGUUGCUUGUUAAGAAGUUCGAAGGAAAGGUAGAAACUAUAGGGGACUUGGCAAAAAUGACUGAGCUCGAAGUUAAUAGACUUUGCAUCAAAGCACCUAAAGUCCAGAUCGCUAAGAAAGUUUUAAAUGAAUAUUUGUCGAAGCUCAAGCAAGCGAGUGAGGAAAUUACUCCGACGGUCGAAGCGGCGAUGAGCGAAUCGACUGUUCUGGAAGCCAGAAAAAGUAUAGAAGUUCAAACAGACAGUACUACAUUAGAAAGUACUGAAACACAGACUGAUAGUGUUUCAGUCGCAUUAGCCAGUUCUCAGACAGAUGAAGCUGUGAUGUCACAUAGCUUUGCACAAACUAAUGAAACAGGAAGCAAAUCAACGACAGAUAUUAUAACUGAAUGUUUAUCAGAGAGACCCGAUUUUGUUGAAAGAUUAUCUGAAACUAUGGAUGAGAUAUCCAAAAAGAAAAUUCUUGAAAACUUACCAAAUGAUGUAUUAAUCAAAAUAUUACUGGAUAAGAGCAGCAGUGGGGAUGGUAAACACGUAUUAUCGAUUCUGCAAGAUCAUCUAGUGGAAAGGUUUGAACAUAAAGAUUUGAUACUGUUUUGCAGUAGUUUGUUAAAAAUGGUUUAUGAUGCGUAGUCUAUACUUAUAUAUUAUAAGUUGGUAUGUACAACUAAUCCAAACAUUACGUAUAGUACCUAUGAAUAAAAUAUCAUGAAGUCUCCCUGUCUCCCUCGCACACGGGCUACUUAGCAUGAUUGAGAAAAUUAUUGUUUUGUUUGUGAAAUACAGCGUGAUUUUUGUUUUUAAACCGAACAUUACAUAACCAUUUGUUAAUUAUGUAUAGCUUUCGUUAAGUGUUCGACAGUGAAUGAUAGCCACAAAGCUCAUUUGACAUUUAUUUUUAAUCCAUUGAAGGUUUUCUAUGAAAAGUUAUUUUAAUAGAGCAUAGGCGAAGCAGCAAUGUAGAACUAACCAAUGUCUAAUCAGCUUGGUGGCUGUCAUUCAAUGUUGAACACUGAUUUAGGGAAUCACUCGCUGGUCUAUCAAUGUAACAGUUUACUAUGUGGAAUCUAAUUAAUUGUAUGUAUUAUAACUAUCAAUAUUAUACUUGUACAUAUUACACGAGAAUAGAAAUCACUUGGCAUCAAUGACAUAAUCUGAAACAUUAUUUAAUUUUACAAAAAAUCUUAUCAUUAUUGUAUGCUAAGUCCAGUUUAAAAUCCUAUGUUUUCUGUUGUGUGACCCUCCAUAGCAAAAAACAGUAUUAAUGCAUAGAAUAAUUAAAUUGAUAUGCAAGCAAUCAGCAUACUGCUGAGUCGUAUUUACAAUCAAAAUAUUAAAAAAAUUCAAAGUAUAAAAUACUUUUAUUGUUAUAUUUUAAACACGGACACAACCAUUUUCAAUUUGAUACCAUUUCUUUUUUUUUUUUUCAAUUUGAUACCAUUUUUCACUCGGCUUUCACUAGACAAACUGUACAGUGUACAUGCUUUUUUUAUUGUAUUCAGUUUUAUUUAUUGUAUCUCAAUUUUCAAUAGUUUUAAGAUGUGUGUGAAUAUGACAUGCGACUAGUUGCGACGGUAGAUAGUGAUGUUUUAUACAGUACUAAAGUUGAAAAUUGAAACCUAUAGAGCGCACUUUGGACUUUGCUUAGACUUAAGUUUGACUUAAAACGAGACAGACUUAUGCCAGCGGUAUAACACUGUCUCGUUUUAACAGUGUCUUAAGUCUGAGCAAACUCAACUCAAAGAUCUCGCCUUUACUGAUCGCAGACAAGUAGUCCAAUCUGAAUGUUGCAACAUGGAGGUUUAUGCAGGUCAUAGACUAAAAAAUAGUACACAAGCCCGCCUAAGAUCUGGUUUUAGGAUUACGUACAUCAACAGGAAAAAAGGAACCCUUAUAGGAUCACUUCGUUGUCUGUCUGUAUGUUUGUCCGUCUGUCGUGUCUGUUAAGAAAAAAUUAUAUGGUACUUCCCGUUGACUAAAAUCAUGAAAUGUAGACAGACAGACAAAGUGAUCCUAUAAGGGUUCCUUUUUCUCAGGAGAUACGGAAACCACCUUCGGCCAAAUCUUCGGCUUCACCCAAAAAGGGGCCGAAGUUUUGACUUAAAGCUAAAGGUUUCUAGCAUGUGCAGAAAUUGAACGAAAGAGUUUUAGGAGUUGAUUAUUAUGAUAAUCUAAUUAUUUCACACUAGUUGAGAAAAACUGAGACUGAUUAUGAUUGUUAAAUUACUUAUGUAAAUAAAUUUUAUAAUUGACUUUUU